Molecule: messenger RNA, 633 nt
Organism: Letharia lupina
Lineage: Eukaryota; Fungi; Ascomycota; Lecanoromycetes; Lecanorales; Parmeliaceae
Exons: 5
Coding region: 1-633 (210 amino acids)
Biological process (GO): mitochondrial respiratory chain complex II assembly; succinate metabolic process
Cellular component (GO): mitochondrion; mitochondrial intermembrane space
Source: RefSeq, a predicted model, not a curated record
AUGAGAGUAUCGAUACGACUACUUGCGAAGCCUACAGCUGUUGGCUCAACCAAUGGACUAAAGCCAGCUCCAUUGGCUUUGCUGCCGCCGAUCCCACUGUACAGACGGCUGCUGCGAGCACACCGGAAAUACUUGGACCCGCAGAUGCGUCUGCUCGGAGACGAGUACAUCAAGAGCGAAUAUCGAUCUCACCGCAAUGUCGAAAAUCCCAUGCAUAUUAUUGGAUUCUUGACCGAAUGGCAGAUGUACGCCCAAAAUAUCGAAGGCGGCUCUUGGAAGGGGGAGAAGAUAGACAAAGGCAAGAUCGACAAGAUGAGUGACCAGCAGCUUGGGCAGCUCUAUGAACUCAUGCAGGCCAUACAGAAGCAAGCACAUGAGGAUGGCGCUCGGAAUGCAGCAAAGUAUGCACAAGAGUUAGCCAAGGAGAAGACUUGUCCCAAGUGCGACAAGAACGACGACUAUGAUGGGAAGAAGAUUAGGAUGGUCAAAGCGACGGUACAUGCCACAAAGUUCGGCUUUGGACCGAACAAGUCGGACUGUGGGAUUAAUCUCGGGAAGAAGACGCGGAAGUAUGGGCCGAAGAAGGAACCAAGUACGAUGUUGCUGGCAGAGGGAGGCUGCGUUGUGAUGUGA